CAGCCCGGCCUGUUCUAGUCCACGCUGCUGUGCGCUCGCUCCGCCUGCACUGCUGGCGCUAGUCGCCGCCUGUUUCGGACUCGGCGCGCUCGAGUGCAGCGUUGGCGUCGCAGCCAGCCACCGUUCGUUGCGUGCCUUGUUUACUGCCAGACGGCUAGACUGCUAGAGCGCCCGUUGACAGGCGAAACACCUGCAGGUCGCACUGCUCAACAUCAACACGCUCGCAACACGCGCCGAUCGCUCGUUCGCUCCUUUCGUCCCCGUUUGCAUGGCCUAGUACUUUCCUUCAAUCGCCUUCAUGCCACUGCUGCACUCGCUGCACUCGCACUCGACCACCGCGUAACAUCCCACCUCCGUCACUCGUUCCGGCGCAUCGACGGCGCAUCGACGGCGCAUCCGCUCGCACAAAUGGGCGUGGUCAUCAACCCGGAGCCCGCGGCCCUCCCCGCAGCGGACCUGUCGCUGUUCCACACCACAGACGAGCUGCUCUCCAACUCGCCCGUCCUGAUCUUCUACGGGCCAACCUCCACUGCCGCGCCGACCACCAACUCGCGCAUCCAGACCCACGUGUUUACCCCAGCCGGCCUGUCGAGCUACGCACGGCUCAUCAUUUCGCCCACCGCCUCGUUCUACAAUGCCGUCACGUGCCUGCCGCGCGAGGAGCAGGGCGACGAGAUAUGCCGCGGGCUGGCUUUCAGUCUCUACAAGUACUUCGUCGAGCUGCCCGCCGAAGUGAAGAAUGCAUGGGAGCGCCGCUACAGCACGAGGGCCAACAUGCACAUGGCGCCUGCGCUGUUCACCGAGCAGCACGCGGCUAUUGUCGCUGCCAAGAUGGUCAAGGUCGAGAACGUGGGAGACGUCAUCGUGGAUGUGCGCCAUGCACUGGGAGAACAAAGCCUCUCGUGGGUGGACAUGGAUGUCGUGCUGCCGCGAGGAAGUGUAAAGAAGGCGGAUCUGCGGGAAUCGGCUCAGUUCGAGGAGCCAGAUGACGAUGCGCUCGAGCAGCAGUAUGGAUCGUACGCGCCAGUAAUCAGACUCUUCGGAGAGUCCACCUUCCUCCCCACAUCUCGUCUUCGCCGCGCACCAUCGAAAGCCAGUCAGCUCAGUCGAUCACAGUCGUUCUCGAGGAAACAAAAAGAGUCGCUCAGGCGUGAGAUGUGUGAGCUGCUGGACACGGAGGAAAACUACGUUUGCAAGGUUCACGAUCUCGUCAACAACGUCGCAGUCGAGUUUCGCAAAAAGGCUAGGCAUAGGUCGUCCUCGAGCAGUAGUCCCAACGAGCAGACGCUGCAAGGCUUGUUCCCUCCCAGCCUGGACAAGAUUCUCGAGGUCAACUCGAACUUCUUAGAGGAACUGCGUGUCAUCCUGGAGGAGACCGAGAAUGGCGCAAUCCAGGAUAUCGAGGAGACCACAGACGACGUUUUCAUCGCUCCACUGCGGGGUCAGAAAGAUCCGGCAGAUGUUACUGGAGCAGCACGGGUUGCGAAAGCACUCGUCGAGUGGUUCCCCAAGUUUGGCGAUUGCUAUACUGACUACAUGGCUGCACAUGGCGACUUCUCACAACUGCUAAAGGCCUUCACCAAAGAGCCUGCUUCCAGCUUUUCCAAGAGAGUAUACGAGACUGGUGAACAACGACUCACAUCAUUACUAAUCGAGCCUGUCCAACGUUUGCCUCGCUACAGCCUCUACAUCGACCAGAUCGUCAAGCAGCUCCCAGUGAGGCACCCAGCGCUCAAGACGUUCCUGAAGGCUAGAGACGUCAUUUCCGAGAUAUGCUCAAGAGAGGGGUCUACAGCGCAUCAGAUGAAGAUCGUCGAUCGUCUGCGCAAGAUGGUGUAUCAAUGGCCGACAUCAUUCAGACCUCAAGGGAGAUUGAUUACUGCCAUUGAUGUUGUAGAACUGGCACCACCCUAUCAUGGCGAGCUCAGCGGUCCUUCGACUAUACCAGGGAUCUUCGUCCUCUUCUCGGACUUUCUCGUGAUCUUACACAAGCCGAACGAUUGCACAACAAGUGCACGCGGUCUGAUGACUGACUUGGACAGCCCAAAGCUUAGCGACGCCGCCGACGAGUCUGAGCUGGUCUAUUAUCAGCAUAUCGGAUUGUCCGAAGUCUUUGUGAGCGAGCACGCAGAAUCCAGUAUAAUCCAACUCUUGUCGCCAGCUCCUCGCACAAUCCAGCUGGGACGACCACCGACGCCAGAUCGAACAAAUGUCGGCAUUCGUAUGUACUACGUGCAAGGUGCUUAUGAGGGCCGCGCGCAAAGAGUUAUCGAAGACAUCACUAAAGCCAGAAUCGAAGGACGCUUUUCUGAGGCAGAACGAGAGAGCUACAAGUGGGAGGUGCGAAGCCGACCUGGUGAUCUCAAUUUGUUCUCUUCUGUCACCGAGGACAAUGUCGAUGGUCCCCCUGAGGGUCGCCGAGAACCUGCGAAGAUCCAGAUUCUGGUUGAAGCGCCGAAGCUCUCACAGCCUAUCGAAGUGGGUUACGAUGGCAUUGAAGUGGUCGUCAAAAUCUCCGUCUUGGACAACGGCUUUUACCUCAUGGACAUCAAUGGGCUGAACGGCUACCUUGCCCGGGACAAGCUUACCAAAGUCGAGUUCCUGCCUGUCCUGACCAAACGACUUGCGAACUACUUUCAACAACGCAACAACAUCAAGAACCCCGCUCUAUCUGAGGCUUACCUCUUACGAAACCAGCUGAUUCUCCAGUCGCUGAAGCUCCAGAUCACGUAUCUAGAAGAAUGGAAUGAAAGGAAGAGUCGACCUGCUUCCCCUCUGAAGUCGCUCAGCAACAUCUUCGGCGCAAGUGUUGGCAGAGAUGGUAGCGGACGAAGGCUUCAGCGCAAUGCGCCUACCUUGGGCGACAUCCCACGCAUGGCGCCUCCACUCCAGCUCGUACCAACGCGUACACAGAGCCGCGAUGGGCCCAGCUCAAGACCAACCUCGUCAAGGAGUGGCUUUGAAGAGCUGCAACAAGUGGACUCUCUGACAAAACUGGAAGACUCAUUGGCGAACAUCACUAUGGCUCUGUCAGCUCGCAAGGGUAACAUCGUGGGCAGGUCCGUUCGCGCCAGAGUGGUUGCAGAUGAGCUUGUGGUCAAUGAGCUGUACAACUCGCUACUGGAGGCUCCUUCCAAUCUCGACCUCGCCUCACAGUCCUCCAUUGACGUACUUUUCGCCGUGUUCGACAAGUUCCUCAACGUUGCUUGGAAAGAAAGAAUGGGCCCAGUUCUGUCCCACGCCACUUUCGUGUCUCUGCAGAUGCGGUCAGACAGCAUGUACCCUGGAGAGUUCGAGGAGUACUUCCGCGCAACGUUCAACAAUCUUGCACCUCACAACCAACGGGCAACUCGAGUCAUUGUUCAGCUACUGGCGGAGUUGCUAGAUGGUACCAGCAACGAUGGAGAUCGAGGCAUACUAACAGCUGCGUUCGCUGAGAUGAUUGUGCCUGCCGGGAACGCCAAUGAUUUCAUAUCAUUGAUAGACCGUCUCGUCCAGGACAUGGAUGCACUGUUCCCUGCCGAGACCCCAGGCUUGACAGCGAACUUCGGAUCCGUGGACUCGAAGAGUCGUCAUAACGGCGGUGGCUCUGUCAACUCUUCUCUGAGACGGCGAUUCGGUUUCGGCAACUUGUCGCGAGAAAACAGCAAGUCCGAAAACGAAUCGAAGGUCAGCUCGCUCUGGCGAUCACUUAGCAAGAACAGUCAUAGCCAAGAGAAUUUCGCUGCCAGCGUGUCCAAGCAGGGAAGCCAGUCAGUCGGCCGAUCCAACUCCAUCGACAAUGGCCGCCACUCACCGAAACGACCAUCUUCACGCGAUCGUCCAACAGUCCUCGGCGCCUUCCAGUAUGACAGUGGAAGUCAGACUAACCGCUCUUUCCUCGGGGCCAUCAACGAGAUCCCACCUUCCAAGCUAGCAGUCCCCGUCCAGUCCCGCAGGAAGCGCCGCUCAUCGUUAAGUGAUCUCAAAGAGCUCAACUUUCAAGUCGACGACGCACCUGCUUGGUCAUCGCAGACUCCUCGUAGGCCCGACUCAACUAUGCCGAGGAAGCGAGAGAGCCGAGACAAACGAGAGAGUGUUUCUCCUCCGCGCACGCCCUUGCGCACCGCCGUGUCUGCUCACAAACACACAUCCUCCAUUCCAGGUCCCAUGCGAUUGGGCUCGCCGAUGAUAAGGAAAGAGAACGAGCAGCCUGCGCCGCCGGUUGCAAGAAGAGGCAGCAUACAGCCUGAGUCAAGACCCCUCCAGACUUUCACUCGCAGGGGCAGCGUCCAGCCACCUACACCAUCCACUCCUAGACGGGAGAGCAAAGAUGAGGUCACCAUCAAGUCUUUUGCACAAUCAACAUCGGGACACUCCAGACGGCGUGGAGAGUCCACCACUGCGAUACCUUCUCUCCGGCCGAUCUCUGGUUCCAUUGCCGGUUUGUCCGAACGUACAGGCUCCGGGAACCCGGUCAGACUACCUCCGUCCACACCUCGCUCCCCCAUCAAAGCUGUUGCACCCGCACCAGUCCUCAACGGCAGUACUACCGGCACCAUUUCGACGGUCUCGACAGGCACCCCGCGUAGACUUCGUAUGCAAUCACCACAGAAGCUGCGUGAGCGACUGCAGACCCAGCAGAAAGACAUCGAAAGCGCAUCGCAAGACUUGCAAAACGUUCUGGCCGACAUUGGCAAUGAAUUGAAUGCUAAGAGCACCCCGCGCCUCCACCCCCAAACUUCUGCUCCUUCGCUGGGUUCGGGCACGCCUAGCAAAGCACAGUCUAUGACACUGGAAGCUCGGAUAGCGGCUCUGGAGAAGCAGUGCAAGGCAACGCUUGAUGCCCUGUCGACUCGUGCGACCACCAUCUCAGCAGAUGUCACCACGUCUCUUCAAGUCUCCGAGGCACGCGUCAAACAGCUCGACCAGCUCUACCGUGACUCGAACGCCGAGAACGAGGCAUUGUACGCACGCUUCAACGAGGAGCUCGAAAAGGCAACAAGCAGUGUACGCCGAGGCAAGGUCGGUGAGGAAUUCGAUCGCCGGUUCAGGGCUAGCGAGGAAGAGGCGGCAAGGCUGAGGAAGGAGAAUGCGAGGCUCAAGAGGGAGGUUGCAGGACUGAAGGCGCAGAUCAGGGAGUGAGUGAGUCGCACUCACCGCCCCACUGUCUUUUUCCUUCACCUCGCUCUAUGCGCACAGACAGCUCGAUUGACACAUAGCAGGUGGCUUCCGUCCAUCAGCUUGUUCGCAGUACAGUUCGUUCUCGAUUACCAGGUUCCUCUCGCCUCGACUGUCGAUGUAGUCACCAAGGGCGCCUAUCUGGCCCUACACCACAUCAGGACCGCCCUCGCAUUGAUCUUCGAGUGUCCCAAGAUCGUCCUGUUACUUUUACUCAGUCCUUUUCUGGUACUGUCUGGAAGGCGUCGCAUUGGAGGAAAUAGCAUUGCUUGGAGUAUUAAUGACAGAAGCAUUGGUCAGCAAGCUUAAGCGGGUUUAUCAUUGCAGGAGUUCUAGCAUCUUGGAGCAGGGCAUUAUACCAUUUGCAUAUUCAACGGAAACAAUCAACAGCUUUGCUGCUAACUUGCC
Molecule: messenger RNA, 5568 nt
Organism: Didymella exigua CBS 183.55
Lineage: Eukaryota; Fungi; Ascomycota; Dothideomycetes; Pleosporales; Didymellaceae
Exons: 1
Coding region: 409-5124 (1571 amino acids)
Molecular function (GO): guanyl-nucleotide exchange factor activity
Source: RefSeq, a predicted model, not a curated record